Molecule: messenger RNA, 273 nt
Organism: Macrosiphum euphorbiae (potato aphid)
Lineage: Eukaryota; Metazoa; Arthropoda; Insecta; Hemiptera; Aphididae
Source: the annotation of a GenBank genome assembly
AUGUCUGAAAAAAUUAAAAUGGGCAUCGCGGUCGGAUUAUCUUUACCCGAUCCUCCGCCGGAUUCGAAAUAUCCCAUACAAGACCUCAGCGUUGAUUUGGUUCCCGAAAUUAUAACCAAUAAAAAAAAUAUAGACGGCACCGAUCACUUUCUCGUCAAGUGGAAGGAUGUCGAACAACUCUCAUACGUGACAGAGUCCGUUGCAAACGAAAAGUUUUCAAACCUUGUUUAUGAGUUUCAUCGGAGGCACAUUAAAUGGGCCGAGAUUUUAUAG